CACGCUUGGGCUAAUUGAAGGGCGUGGCCGUGAACAAAAUGGCGGCUAACGAACCUUUUCAAAAGAGCUUCAGAUUUUUCUGCUAUACCUGUGAUAACCAGUUUCUGUCCGAUACUGCCAAGUGUCCACAAUGCGAGGAAGAGUUUGUAGAGCAACUUGAAGAAGUCAUAGAAGAAGAAGAUGAAAGACCUCCCUCUCCUCCCCCUUCUCCUCCUCACCGGGGACUUGUCCGACCUCGUAAUACACAACAAUCACCACACAGGCAUAGACACAGAAAUCGUUCACCUCCUAUGGAGCAAAGACCAAGACAAAGGGACCAAUUAGGAGAAAUGUUAGGGCAGUAUUUAGUACAACUUAUAGCAGCGAGAGAACAAUUGGAGGAUUCUGAAAAUUAUACUUUACCCGUGAUACCUCCCCCGCCACAAUUCCUUGAGUUGAUGUUUAGAAGCAGACGCUCUGAGCCAUCAGCACCAAGGACUGGCGUGGCUGGCCCAGGUGCUCUAGAACUAGUCAUUACUGGACUGCUGGAACAAUUAAGUAAUUCUGGUGGGCCCCCUCCAGCGGACGAAACAAAAAUAAUGCAAUUACCAACCUCAAAUAUCACUCAGGAACAAGUUAAUGGAGAGUCAGAAUGCUCCAUAUGUAAAGAAACAUUUGUCCUUAACGAUGAAUAUAAGGAACUUCCUUGCACGCAUAUAUUUCACAGUCACUGUAUUGUGGCCUGGUUAAAACUGCGUGGUACGUGUCCUACUUGUAGGUAUAACUUAAAUAAAGGUCAACGUGACAGCUAGUGUUUUUAUUUUAAUCAUACCUUACUAGAAUGAACUUAUUAUCGAUAUUUCAUUAUUUUAAAUUAAAAUAACAUACAAUAAUUAUUAUCAUAAUAAUGUGCCAAUUAUAUAUUUUAUUUUAUUGUGAAGAACACGUGAAGAGGAGGUGCAUGUAAGGGGCCUGGUAAUAUUCAUCGAUAAAAUGAAGUGUUUAACCUUUAUAUGAUACAGAAAAUUUUAUUAUUAUUAAUUAUUGUCAGUGAAAAUAAUCAUAAUAAACUUUUAAUAAUAAUAAUAAUAAUAAUAAUAAUGAAUAUAUUUUUUACCAGCUUUUGGAAAAAGUGGAGGGAGAGAGAGAGAGAGGGGGAGUAAGAUGUACAGAAGAAAGUGAAUUUAAA
Molecule: messenger RNA, 1168 nt
Organism: Amphimedon queenslandica
Lineage: Eukaryota; Metazoa; Porifera; Demospongiae; Haplosclerida; Niphatidae
Product: E3 ubiquitin-protein ligase RNF115-like
Exons: 10
Coding region: 39-791 (250 amino acids)
Biological process (GO): ubiquitin-dependent protein catabolic process
Cellular component (GO): nucleus
Molecular function (GO): ubiquitin protein ligase activity
Source: RefSeq, a predicted model, not a curated record